GUCCAUCUUGCUUGUUUUUUUUUAUUUUCUUUUUUUAAGAUCUGGGUCGUUGUUGGAAUUUGUUCCGGCCCUGGUUAUUAUUGUUGUUGUUGUUCUUCCCCCCUUCUUAACUUCUCCCUGUACAGUCUCCGAUCAUCGUUCUUAUCUCUUGAUCCCAGUUCCCUGAUCCCCCCUCAGGUUUCCUUCUCUGUGUGUUUCUGACCGCUGUGGCUGUGGCGGUACCGCAUCUCUGCACCAACCCUUUGGAGUACUAAGAACGACCUCCUUUUUUGUUUCAUUCCCUCCCUAGUUUUUUAUUUUUUUUUUUUAUUUAGUCUGUGACAAACUUGAUCAAGACCCUACUGCAUUCUGUUUUCUCUCUCACCUUUAUCCUGGAUAUCCUAAACCGCCUGUCACAAUGUCUUGGAAACUCACCAAAAAAUUAAAGGAAACCCACCUUGCUCCUUUGACGCAAACCUUUACCCGGUCCUCAUCCACAUCCACCAUUAAGGGCGAGCCCGGCGAAGAGACCCCUGUGGCCUCGCAGGCUCCGACUCCAACUAUUCCCACGUCAAACAUCAAUGGAAUCAAUGCCUCGGAAUCUCUCGUAUCGCCUCCCGUGGCUCCUGUCAAGCCCGGUAUCCUGAUCGUCACCCUCCACGAAGGACGGGAUUUCGCCCUUUCCCCGCAGUACCAACAGAUCUUCAAUUCGCAUUUCCAAAACAACUAUGCUAUGCGCCCGAGCUCCUCGUCCUCCCACUCCGCUCAUAGCCAGGCCGCAUCAUUCGUCCAUAAUGGCCGUCCUCAAUCGACUAGCGGGGGUAUCAAUGCUGCGCCCACAAUCCACGGUCGGUAUUCGACAAAGUAUCUUCCCUACGCUCUGUUGGAUUUCGAGAAGAACCAGGUUUUUGUCGACGCAGUUUCAGGGUCGCCCGAAAAUCCCCUCUGGGCCGGAGACAAUACCGCCUUCAAGUUCGAUGUGUCCCGUAAGACGGAAUUGAAUGUUCAGCUCUAUCUCCGAAACCCGGCCGCUCGGCCCGGUGCUGGCCGAAGUGAGGAUAUCUUCCUCGGUGCCGUCAAGGUACACCCACGCUUCGAAGAAGCCCAACAGUUUGUGGAGGAUCCCAAACUCAGCAAGAAGGACAAUCAGAAGGCGGCUGCGGCUCACGCAGCCCAGGAGCGCCAUUUGGGCCAGUUGGGCGCAGAAUGGCUGGACCUUCAAUUCGGUACCGGAUCGAUCAAAAUUGGUGUUAAGUUCGUCGAGAACAAGCAGCAAAGCUUGAAGCUGGAGGACUUUGAGUUGCUGAAGGUCGUCGGUAAAGGUAGUUUCGGCAAGGUCAUGCAGGUCAUGAAGAAAGAUACAGGUCGUAUCUAUGCCCUCAAGACUAUCCGCAAGGCUCACAUCAUUUCACGGUCGGAAGUCACGCACACUCUGGCCGAGAGAUCGGUGCUUGCACAGAUCAAUAACCCUUUCAUUGUCCCCUUGAAGUUUUCCUUCCAGUCCCCAGAGAAAUUGUAUUUCGUUCUUGCUUUCGUAAACGGUGGAGAGCUGUUCCACCACCUCCAACGAGAGCAGCGUUUCGAUAUCAACCGUGCCCGUUUCUACACGGCUGAGCUGCUUUGCGCAUUGGAGUGUCUGCACGGCUUCAAGGUCAUUUACCGUGAUCUCAAGCCGGAAAAUAUUCUCCUCGACUAUACGGGACACAUUGCUCUUUGUGACUUUGGUCUCUGCAAGUUAGACAUGAAAGAUGAAGAUCGGACGAACACCUUCUGUGGAACCCCUGAAUAUCUUGCACCUGAGUUGCUAUUGGGCAAUGGAUAUACCAAGACUGUUGACUGGUGGACGCUGGGUGUCCUCCUGUAUGAGAUGUUGACAGGUCUUCCUCCAUUCUACGAUGAAAACACCAACGACAUGUACCGAAAGAUUUUACAGGAGCCCCUGACUUUCCCAAGCACGGACAUUGUACCCGCCGCUGCUCGGGACCUUCUAACGCGACUUCUUGACCGUGACCCUCAGCGUCGACUGGGUGCCAACGGUGCUGCGGAGAUCAAGUCGCAUCAUUUCUUUGCCAACAUUGAUUGGCGUAAGCUGCUCCAGCGGAAGUACGAACCAAGCUUCCGACCCAACGUGGUUGACGCGCGUGACACCGCCAACUUCGACCGGGAGUUCACAUCAGAGGCACCUCAAGACUCAUACGUGGAAGGGCCCGUUCUGUCCCAGACUAUGCAGCAGCAGUUUGAAGGCUGGUCUUACAACCGCCCGGUUGCUGGUCUUGGAGAUGCUGGCGGCAGUGUUCGGGACCCAUCCUUCGGCAGCAUUCCCGAAUAAGCAACAUCUACUAUGCAGUAUCAAUGAGUAGUUUCAAGUUGAAACCGCAUUCUGCUAUGUGCUGUAGUCUUUCCUCCUUUUCUAGCACAAGGAGCCAAUGGCAUCUGUUUUAACAGCCCUGAUUUAGAUCGUUUCUUAGCGAUUUUGUUGUUUUCACUACCAUAUUUUCUUCAUAUCCCUUUUUCUUUCUCCUUUUCUCUCCAGGCUGGGUAUGCACUAGGAUUGUUCGGGCAAUCACUUUUUCUAAGGCAUCAAUGUCAUUUGACAUGACUAGUUCAUAGACAAUGGAUCAUCUAGGAUUCUGAA
Aspergillus pseudotamarii is the source of this 2614-nucleotide messenger RNA. RefSeq names its product serine/threonine-protein kinase. Gene Ontology annotation, biological process: protein phosphorylation. The record is from RefSeq and is a predicted model, not a curated record. Lineage: Eukaryota; Fungi; Ascomycota; Eurotiomycetes; Eurotiales; Aspergillaceae. Gene Ontology annotation, molecular function: ATP binding; protein serine/threonine kinase activity. The transcript has 5 exons. The coding region runs from base 398 to 2308 and encodes 636 amino acids.